CACACCCCACUUUCGAUCCUUUACAAACAUGUCGUGGCAGGCUUACGUUGAUGACCAGCUCGUUGCCAAGGGCAACACCGUUUCCGGUGCUAUCCUCGGCCACGACGGCUCCAUCUGGGCCAAGUCGGCUAACUUCAACCUCACCGAGUCGGUCGCGGCUGCUGGCCUCUUCACUGACUCGUCGAUGUCGGUGACCCUUGCCGGCACCAAGUACCAGGUGCUCCGCAAGAACCUCGACGAGGAGGUUCCGUUCAUCCUUACCAAGAAGAAGGAGGGCGGUGCCGUCCUGGCCAAGACUGCUCAGACCGUCAUCAUCGGUGUCUUCGAGGGUGAGCAGCAGCCCGGUAACGCGUCGAACGACGUGCUCAACCUGGCCGACUACCUCGCCGGCGCUGGCUACUGAUUUCUUUCACUCGCUUCCUGCCCCGUGGCCCGGUCCCGCCAGUCUUCGCGUCCCCGUGACGCCCGCUGGCGGGCCUCGCCAAU
Thecamonas trahens ATCC 50062 is the source of this 486-nucleotide messenger RNA. RefSeq names its product profilin-1. NCBI's taxonomy places the organism in Eukaryota, Apusomonadida, Apusomonadidae. Gene Ontology annotation, cellular component: cell cortex. The record is from RefSeq and is a predicted model, not a curated record. The transcript is spliced from 2 exons. Gene Ontology annotation, molecular function: actin monomer binding. The coding region runs from base 29 to 403 and encodes 124 amino acids.